Messenger RNA from Stegastes partitus (bicolor damselfish), 3083 nucleotides. Its product is annotated as F-box only protein 30-like. Gene Ontology annotation, molecular function: protein binding; zinc ion binding; ubiquitin protein ligase activity. The coding region runs from base 187 to 2451 and encodes 754 amino acids. NCBI's taxonomy places the organism in Eukaryota, Metazoa, Chordata, Actinopteri, Pomacentridae. The record is from RefSeq and is a predicted model, not a curated record. The transcript has 3 exons.
AGCUAGCUUGCUACCAUUAGCAGUUUGUCCACUGAGGUAACUACAGUAAACUGCAUGGUUUGCUGAGGUUAUGUAUUUUUAAACAAAUCAAACCCGUCUCACCACACGUUUUCCUGCCAACACGACGACCAGGACAGUGGAUUUUCUCAGUCACUCCAGAACCUUUCCACUCCCUCAGCUCUGAAGAUGGAGGAGGGCCAUGUCCACUGUAUGUCCUGUAUUAACCACAGAUGCAUGGUCCGAGUUGAACCAGGGAUUUCUUGCGACCUCAUCACGUGUCCUUUGGUGUGUGGGGCCGUGUUUCACUCCUGCAAAGUUGAUGAGCACCAGCUUAUGUGUCCACUGAUGAGGAUUCCCUGCCUCAACAGCGGCUACGGCUGCCCCGCCACCUUGGUGCGCAACCAGAUGUACGCUCACCUGGAAGUGUGUCCGGCUGGAGUGGUGUGCUGCACCAUGGAGUGGAACAGAUGGCCCGUUAGCUGCCUGGACUACACUUCCUAUGAGAGCCUGAGCCGGGGGGUGGAGGAGGUGGAGCAGCUGGACAUGGCGCUCGCUCUACAGGACCAGCGUACGCUACUCGAGUCCCUCAAGGUGAUUGCCAUGGCACCUACUGCACAAGGAGAGCCGCUUGUUCCUCCUGUUAGUAAGGAGAGCAGGGCAACACAUUCCGCCAUGCUAACAUCUGCUCCUGUUGAGUCACCUUCACAGUCCUCACACCAGUCACAACCACCACCACCACCUCCACCAGGGUCAGCGAAAGAGAAAAUUAUGAGUGGAAUUAACGGCUUGAAUGAGGAGCACUAUAGCAAACUGUACGAGGCCACAGUGGAGACUGCCAGAAGCUUAGUCGCUGCUUUAGAGUUUGCUAGCAGUGCCAGCUCAGGUGAAAGCAGCACAGAGUGUGUGAACAGAGGAGCUGCUACGAGACGUAGACUGAGCAGCAAUGGAGAGCUUCCAAACGGACUGGAAGACAAAAUGAUUCUAGAUGCUGACGGUUUGCACAAAAGAGACACGAAGGAGCAAAGUGUUUGUUCGAGUUGUUUGAAUGGAAAUGGGAAUCGAAAAGAAGCAGAUGUAAAGAUUAUAAACACAGCCAAUGGACCGUUGUCAGGAGCAACGGAGGCCUGUUUGGAGGCAGCAUGUCCUGCUGAAGUGCAGGACAACAUGGAUGUUGGUGUUUCUCAGGAGCCAGUGUCCCCUCAAAUGACGUCUCCAGUGCCUAUCAGCCAGGCUGUGGCUCACAGGGCUGGUCACGUGGUCCUGGAAGAUAGAGGGCUGGUUCUUUCAGAAAACCAUGGGCCAGAGAGGAAGUUCUACAACUACCAGUUUUUUAGAGGCCAGGGGCAAUAUUCACUAUCCAACGGACGGAUAGGUAUCAUGGCAGACAGGUCACUGUGCAGAGUUCGACCCAAAAUGGAGGACAAGGCAGUGGACACAUCGGAUUUAGAUCAGGACGACGAUCCAAUGGGUCUAGGAGAGAUCGAUCUGAUCACAGCAGCCCUACUCUUCUGUUUAGAAGAGUCCAGAGAGUGUCGAAGGAUCUCUGAUACAGUCUACGUUGACGGUUACCAUGUUGACUUUGGCACGCAGACUUUCACUUUUCCUGCAGCGAUUCUGGUGACCAACACUAGAGUAGGCGAUAUGGCGUCUGCGUCGGCCUGCGACCACGCUGCCCCUCAGAUCUCCUACCCCAGCCCUUUCCGCACUCUCCGCCUCGGCCUGGUUCUAGAAGCCCUGGAGGUCGAGGCGGUGCCACAUAACCGCUACCUCCCUCCCAACCCCCGCUACCAGCACAUGUUCCCCUUCGUCUGUGGUCAGUCAUUUCGCCGGGACCAGUUUUCUUCCCAUUUCACAAACGUCCACGGUGACAUUCACGCGGGUCUCAACGGUUGGAUGGAACAACGCUGCCCUCUGGCGUAUUACGGCUGCACUUUUUCCCAGCGGAGGUUUUACCCGUCCACUCAGGGGGCCAAGGUGGUUCACGACAGACACCUCAGGUCCUUCGGGGUUCAGCCGUGCCCAAGGGUGAACCUUCCAAGUGACUCUGACCAAUUCAGUGGCCUCCCCAUCGAGAUACUGUGGCACAUAGCGGGAUUCCUGGACAGUUUUAGCUUGUGCCAGCUGUCACUGGUAUCACGAACUAUGAGGGAGGUUUGUGCCAGCCUCCUCCAGACCAGGGGAAUAGUGGAGCUGCAGUGGGAACAAAGACAACGCCCUGGUCCUCAUGGGACUGUGUCAUGGCAGGUCAAAAAUACGGUGUGGCGAUUCAGCACUGCCUUCAGCCCCGUGUCGUCGUGGGGUUUCACCGACAUCCCCAGCAUGUCGAACCAUCUUAAGAAGUGCCAGUUCAACGUGGUGGAGCACAAGACGGAGCCCAUACCCCUUCCUGCCAUGUGCACCGCACGAGACGGACUCUCACUGCGCCGCGUCCUGCGCCACGUCAACACCUGACCAAACGAGGCCGACCUCUCCUAAGCUGCACGAGAGUCACUGUGCUACCAUGUGGAUGUUGCAAUUGCAGAUUUUCAGUUUGGAAAUAAACUUCCUGUAUUACACUAGAUUAUGAAGAAGCCUUAAUGACAUAUAACACUUCACUUGCCAGCUUUGUUGGUUUGGGUGGUCCAUGUGGGGAAAAAAUAAAUAAAUUAAGCACUUAGCUUUGCAUGGAUUUAUGCUGAAAACGUGCCCUUUACCUUUUACGAUAAAGUAUAUUUUCUCGAAGACAAAUAUGCACAACAGAUUUAUAUUAUUCUAUAUGAUAUAUUAAAGUGGAAUUUAAAUGUGUUCACUAUUCUGCCUUUCACUAGUAGCCAUGAGGGGAGGGAAAAAAGCACAUUGUCAGUUAAAUUGCAUUAUUUCUGUGUGUCAGAAGUUAUGCCAGCACUUUGCACAAUAUUUAGUAAUUUCUUAUCCGUUUUACAGUGACCCUAAAUUAUGUAUUUUUUUCUGAACCCUGCAGAACAACCCAGUGCAGAUCUGUUGCCUGGGUUUGUAGUGCAUCAGGACGUGAGUCUAAACAGAUGGACACCCCAAUAAUGCAUGUAAUUUGCUACCAUUUAAUAAAGUCUUUACAGCUUUUUGCA